This is a messenger RNA of Colletotrichum scovillei, 3014 nucleotides long. RefSeq lists its product as uncharacterized. The coding region runs from base 1375 to 2571 and encodes 398 amino acids. NCBI's taxonomy places the organism in Eukaryota, Fungi, Ascomycota, Sordariomycetes, Glomerellales, Glomerellaceae. The transcript has 2 exons. The record is from RefSeq and is a predicted model, not a curated record.
GGAGACGAGAAAAUCUCAUUGCGCAGGCCACUCACGCCUGAAGCUUGUUCCCCCUUUCUCCCUAGUCCAACGUCGAUGCGCAAACACCCUGCCCAGGCCCCAAACCGAACUCGAAAAGUGCUCGAGCUCUGCUCUGCCAGACUGUGUGGACGGUAUCCGUACGGAUCCCCAAUUCGAUUGCUUGAGGGGUCCCGAAAUCACCUCCCCUGGAUGCAAUCCAUGACUCCAUGAGGUACUUGAACACGGCCCAUCCCCCCCAGGCCCAAAGGGUCUCUGUUUUUGGUUUUCGAGAAUCUUUCCUGUGAUCGAUCCCCAGCCUCUUCCGUCGUUUCUUCCUGUGUUUCUCCCAUCGUCUCGGCUGCCCACCCACUCACUCACUGCCUUGGUCCAUACUCAAUACCAUCAGCCUCAACUGACAGUUUCUUCAAGCCGUCUUUCUACUUGAGCUUUCCCAGCUCUCCUUCAGUGGCCACUUCGUCAUUAAUUCAGAUACCUACGCUGGUCUCACUUUGUGUACCUUGUCUCGGUCUUGACUAUUCAGCCGCCACCCUCACUACCUGGCCACCACAUACAAAUCCUUACUAUUGGUCUUCAACUCGAUUGGCGCUUCGCUGUUCCUGUCUCUUCGACCUUCAGCUCAUCUCAACACCAGCCUCAGACAGUUUGCUUCCCCGUUUUCGACAGAUCACGAGAGAAAAAAUCGAACCAUUUCCUAUACUACGUAUCCGUAGUACAACCUUGAUCUACAACACCUCGACGAUUGUUACCUGGGCACGUCAUUGUUUCCCAGUUCGUCCUAAUAACCUUGCAAACCCAAAGGUUCACCCGCAAGCAAAUACCUAGCCGUGGGAACAUCUAGACGUCUGAAAAGCCCAACAUUCCUGCCGCAGCUUCUGACACAAACCCUGGACGAAGAUCAUUCUGGGUGCUAAGGUCAACCGUCGACCUGCACGCGACCUGCACGAAAGUUCAGACGACUUGAGACUGUUCCCGAGUCCCGGUACAACGCCCGUUACGCAUUUCGGGGUAACCCACUUACACCCGAAUCGUUGCCUCGUGCUUUAUCGAACACGUCUGGCCUUCUUCAGCCCUCGUUUGUCGCUCUCGUCUUUCCUGAGCCAACUUUGCAUCUGCCUUGAUACUUCGAUUUCAGCAUAAGUCAUAAGUGUCACCAACAAACACUAUCGUCUGGUUCAACAACGCGCCGGCUUGCUAUUGGCCCUUGGACCUCAACCCGCACUAUCGACUUCCCGAGUAGCCAUUGGUCUCAUAUCGGACGAAAAGGUGGCGAGCUGAGUUAGUCGUCGUCCAUCACUCAGCCAACCUAGUAUCGCGAACUCUCUUCACACGCGCAAGCACUCUAAAUCUAUCACAAUGGGCGGUUUAAUACCUCUCCUCCUUAAGCCCGCUGCCGCCGGCUCCCGUGGCAGCGUUAUUUUUCCUAUCAACAGAGCACCGUCGCCCAGCGCCCCCAUCACAACACCACAGCCUGCGGCAACGUCACCAACCAUGGCCACCAGUUCAGUCGGACCUCCUAAGGCUCGAGUGCACAAGCGGUCUGCAUCGCAGCCGGCACCGCUCCCCGUUCUGCCUUAUACAUCUGCUGAAUGGAGCAAGGCAGUCUCUGAGGUCAAGCGUCAGUACAUUAACCGCAAGUACCGACCGUGCUCCUUGCGUUGUUGCGAGAUCCUAGACAACAUUAAGGAAUCUGCAAACGUUGAGCCGGCUUAUCUCAUCUAUCUUCACUUCUACGCUGCCAGCUCUUUUGACAUGCUCUCCCGGCCUUUGCAAUGCGCCUCGCCGUAUCGGACACGGCUUCUCCAACAAGCUCGUGAACAUUACACUCGAGCCUCGGAACUGAGCAAGGCGGCGGAUGAGACCAUGGCUCGCUCAUCACGCCCAUCCUCAGCGGCGACCUCAAGUAUGCAUUCGCCUUCGAGCUCUACUUCAUCCUCGCGGACGUGGACCAACUCAACCGCUUUCUCGUCACCCACGCCGUCCGUGUGCUCCGUCGAGGACGCCGUGAACAAGCUCUCCGCGACCCAACCCCCACCAAAGAAGCGCGUCACCUUCUGUGACGUUCCUGAAGAGCCGUUCAUCCGCCCCGACUCUCCCACUCUCGGCUUUGACGACUUUCUCUGUGCCCCACCACAGCCCGAACCCCCGCGCUACCUCCCAGUUCUCCAAGAGGAGCCUGAGCCUGCCGAUGAGCCCGCGGAGGAGGUUGCGAAGGCAGCAACGCCCGAGCCCCUGAACGAGGACUGCGAUGCCUUCGACUUCCUUCAAGAACGCUCCAUCCACCGCUACUGCGGCUUGCUCUCCAGCCUACGAUCGCAGAUCGCAGUUCACAUUUCCAACGUCGAAGAGCAGCUCGCGGCACCCCGGCAAAGCGAUACGGGACGCCACUCUCUCCCCGCCAGGGCAGCGACUCCAGAGCUCAGCGAUGAGUUGCGUAAUCUUGACAUCAAGGCCCGUAUUGAGCGUCUGCGUCAGAACAACUGGCAAAGACGUCGCUUCGAUAUCGGCCGUUACGAGGCGCUUCGCGAGAGCGUUCUCGCCGAGUUGGAAUGAACCGUUACUUCCAGAUGAUCGAACACUCGUUUCCUCGUAUCUCGCACUUUUCUCCACCCGUUUCCAGUCUACAAUGAUACCACCGACCUCCGGUCUUUCUUUCUUAUACUGUACCAUGAUUUGAAGCAAUAUUGUCCAUUUAUUCCACGGCGAAAUAAAAAGCAUCUAGCGGAGUUUGUCACCCACCGUUCGGCAGCAUCUCAGGGCAGGGCGGCGCACUUGAUUGGUGGUCUCUGUUUUUUCAAAUUUCUCUCUCGAUAUACCUUGUACAAGCACAACAACGACUCGUUACGAACCCAAAACAAAACAAUUAGUAGUAGUAGUAGUAUUAGUAGAGAGCACAUGGGUUCAAGGACCAGCGGGGGAGUCUAUCACGGACUCAACCCCCCUUCUCCCCGACUUCAAGUAGCAGCAAUGCCGAAUAGCAAAGUUCCAUCUUGAUA